UUAGCUCUUCAAUCAAAGUGGCAUGUUCGUCAACUCGACGUCUUGAAUGCAUUCCUUCAUGGGGACUUAGAAGACACAAUGUUCAUGGAACAACCUCCUGGAUUUGUGAAUCCCAGCUUUCCUCAUCAUAUUUGCAAACUUCGGAAGGCCAUAUACGGCUUGAAACAAGCCCCUAGACAAUGGUUCGCCACAUUUUCUGGAUUCCUCCUGGAUCAUGGCUUCACUCAAAGCACAGCGGACUCUUCUCUCUUCAUUUUUCAGCAAAACGAUGUUUUUCUCUAUCUUCCUAUAUAUGUGGAUGACAUUCUAUUCACAGGCAAUGAUGCUCAAGCCAUGUCCUCCUUCUUCCUUCAACUACAAGGUCGUUUCCACAUGAAAGACCUCGGACAUGUUUCACACUUCUUGGGCAUCCAGGCGCAGUACUCUGAUAUUGGACUACCCUUAAACCAGCGUACAUAUGCUGCUCAAGUACUUAACAAGGCUGGAAUGACUGACUGCAAGCCUGUUUUGUCUCCUCUUCCCACUAAGAUUGCUUCAUCUACACACUCCAACAAAAACUUCACUGAUCCAGAAUUUUAUCGCUCCAUUGCUGGUUCACUGCAGUACCUCACCAUAACCCGCCCGGAUAUAUCAUUUGCUGUGAACUUCGUUUUUCAAUUCAUGCACAGCCCCAAGGUGUUGCACUUUCAACUGCUUAAACGCAUCCUUCGCUAUGUCAAAGGCACCACAGACUUAUCUCUUCAAUUCCGGCCCGACUCCUUUGACUUAUCUGCAUUUUCAGACUCAGAGGGUGACACAUCUGAUCGAAGAUCCUCCAUUGGCUUCUGUAUUUUUGUUGGUUCCAAUCCGGUUUCUUGGCACGCCAAGAAACAACCUACGGUUGCUCGAUCCUCCACUGAGGCAGAAUAUCGGGCUCUAGCUGUGACAAUAUCUGAGAUAUUAUGGCUUCGUCGUCUCCUUCGGAAACUGCAUAUGCUAUCUCCAACUACUCCAACAAAACUCUACUAUGACAAUGUAUCUGCCAUGGCAUUAGCAUCCAACCCGGUAUUUCAUGCCAGAACAAAACACAUAGAAGUGGACUACCACUUUGUUAGAGAGAAAGUCCACUCUGGAGAAAUUUGCCUUGCACACAUCUCCUCCCAAGACCAACCGGCAGACGUCUUCACCAAAGCACUUUCAGCUGCCCGACACAACCUACUUUGCUCCAAGCUGAUGGCACUUUUAGACCCAUCAGCUUGA
Phoenix dactylifera (date palm) is the source of this 1239-nucleotide messenger RNA. NCBI's taxonomy places the organism in Eukaryota, Viridiplantae, Streptophyta, Magnoliopsida, Arecales, Arecaceae. The record is from RefSeq and is a predicted model, not a curated record.